AUGAGCUCUUCCUCCUCUUCCUCACUAUCCAGCACAAGGAGUCGAACUGUUGGCAUCCCAACUACCUGUUGGUGUGGAUCGAAGCUGACUACAUUCGGGGCUCAGACGAAGGAGAAUCUCUUCCGAAGGUUUUACCGUUGCAAAUUAGGCGUACAGGCCAUUGUUGACGAGGUUAACAUGGUAGAUGCUAAACAUAAUCAGCUAAAGGAAGAUGUGGACUCAUUCAAGAUCUACACUACACAACGUCUCGAAAAACAGGCAAUACAAUUCGACAAAGCCCUCAUUCAGCUCAAUAGUCUGAUUGCUGACAAAGCUACUAGCUCAGGGACAAACGACAACUCAACUAUUGCCACAAAAGAUACUCUACAGCCACCCAAUCAGCCCUCCGAUGCAAAUAACUCUCGGGCACAACUUAUCAACAUUGCUGUUGCAGCCAUUGUAGUAGGAACAAUGACAUGGAUUUACGCCAAGAUCACUAACUAG
Molecule: messenger RNA, 483 nt
Organism: Brassica napus (rape)
Lineage: Eukaryota; Viridiplantae; Streptophyta; Magnoliopsida; Brassicales; Brassicaceae
Exons: 2
Coding region: 1-483 (160 amino acids)
Source: RefSeq, a predicted model, not a curated record